AGUAUAGUAUAGAUUUUGUGUUUGUUCAAUCGUUUUUUUUUUCUUAAAUUGAUGAUUUUUUUUUUGUGAAAGUAGCCUUUUAUUUUCCGAUAUAAAUAAAAAAAAUUUGUCACUGUUAUUAGAGUAAUAGUCAGGAAAAAUCUUGGCCAUAGAUCUAUCUUCUUCUUCUUAUAUAUACUAUUUAUCACUUUUCUAUUUUCACUUUUGGGGAAGUGCAGAGAAGGAAAGACCGAGAGAGGGAAAGGUUCAGUUAAAGUCGCCGGGAUUGUUUAACCGGAGCUCCGACUACUCUCUCUCUCUCUGUCUUCUACUUUUCUUUCUUCUUCUUGAUCGCUUUAUGCUAUGUGCUUCUUGGGUUUAUCUCUACUGGCUUACCCAGUUGUUGACUUCUUGUAUUUACAUCGGAUCCUAUGCAGUUAAGCCCUAAAAGGACUUGUUCUGUAGUAAACUCUUGUGGAGUCUUUCGCUUAAGUAGGUUUGAAAUGUCUGAACCAAAGAAACGAUCUUCCUUGCAAGCCAAGAAACCCUCCAAAAACCACAAGAGAAAGACUUUCCAGAUAAACCGCCUCCCUGGUCUGUCUGAAGAUUUGAAGACUAUGAGAAAACUUCGUUUUGUAGUGAGUGAUCCUUACGCUACUGACUACUCAUCCAGUGAAGAAGACGAAACGUAUCAGACAAGGAAACGUUAUGUCUGUGAGAUCGACCGUCCUUUCUCUCACGCCACUACUCAGUCAGAAUCCGAGAGCUCGUCUUGUCAUAACGAUGGAAGCAAAGCCAAAACCUCCGAUGUCGUUGGACGAUCUAGUGUCAGGAAGCCUGUUGGUGUAAGGCAGAGGAAAUGGGGUAAAUGGGCUGCUGAGAUUAGACAUCCAAUCACCAAAAUAAGAACUUGGUUGGGUACUUACGACACCCUUGAACAAGCAGCUGAUGCUUAUGCGGCCAAGAAGCUCGAGUUUGAUGCUUUGUCUGCUGGUGUUUCCUCUGUUUUGUCUGAGAAUGCUCUGUCAGAUGACUCUGCUUCAGGGUUUAACGUUGACUUUAACUUCUCAGAUCUCCAGAUUCCAGAUAUGGGUUGCUUCGUUGAUGAGUCACUGAUCCUAAAUGCAUGUGAGCUUGAUUUUCACUUACCAGAAGAGAGUGACCAGUUCUUAAAUGACAUGAACUUCAUUGGUCUUGAACGUGACGGUCCAAACAACCUUCCAGACUAUGAUUUCUCCGACGUGGAGUUCGAUCUUGGUCUCGUUGGAAACACCAUUGACAACAAGUUUAAUUUCUUCGAUCGUCUCGCAACAACAACUACCACUCCACUUAAUAUCGCGUGCCUAUAAGUUUUGAAGCUAGGUGUUAUUAUUAGUUAUAGGAGCCAAAGUAAAAUGCUAUGUUUUUUUUGUUCGGUUUUUGUCUAAUUUAUUACAGUAUAGCGGAGGUAGUUAACCUCAGGGGAAGCAAAAAGAUAAGCUUUGUGUGUUGCGAAAAAGUUUUGUUGACAUAAUAGUUUUGAUGUUGUAGAGAAGACGAGAGAGGUGAGAUUGAAAUUAUAAUCAUUUUUAUGUGAAACCUAGUUUAUUGU
This is a messenger RNA of Brassica rapa (field mustard), 1570 nucleotides long. Its product is annotated as ethylene-responsive transcription factor ERF119. NCBI's taxonomy places the organism in Eukaryota, Viridiplantae, Streptophyta, Magnoliopsida, Brassicales, Brassicaceae. Gene Ontology annotation, biological process: regulation of DNA-templated transcription. The record is from RefSeq and is a predicted model, not a curated record. Gene Ontology annotation, molecular function: DNA binding; DNA-binding transcription factor activity.